Molecule: messenger RNA, 211 nt
Organism: Drosophila simulans
Lineage: Eukaryota; Metazoa; Arthropoda; Insecta; Diptera; Drosophilidae
Exons: 1
Coding region: 81-200 (39 amino acids)
Source: RefSeq, a predicted model, not a curated record
UUUUCUGGCCUGCUUGCCAGUGCGACGAUGGCGGUGUCCUGUGAAUUCAAGCAGCUGAGCAACUGAGCAGCUCCUGAAAUAUGCAGACAGAUGAGCCGGCAACAACCAUCACCCACGACAGCAACAAUGGCAAUGCGAUGAUGGCAAACUGUUAUUAUGCAAACAAAUUACAUGGCGGAUAUUUCACUGUGGGAAAAUAAACGUCUCGAAU